Eleginops maclovinus (Patagonian blennie) is the source of this 1321-nucleotide messenger RNA. RefSeq lists its product as uncharacterized. The record is from RefSeq and is a predicted model, not a curated record. The coding region runs from base 187 to 1221 and encodes 344 amino acids. NCBI's taxonomy places the organism in Eukaryota, Metazoa, Chordata, Actinopteri, Perciformes, Eleginopidae. The transcript has 10 exons.
AGUGUUGUCAGAGCUGGAUGAACGCAGACACGGUGUCUCAUUAUCUCUUAUAUCAGCUAGAGAUGUCGUAGCUGCUGAAAGUGAAAGUGAAAGAGCUCCACUGCCGGGAGCAUGCCAGAAGAACGGCACAGAAGCUAUCAGGCUGUUCAGUAAGUACUCUUAUUUUAAGGCUGCUGCUUACCUACCAUGAUACGGGGUAACUCUGCAGGUUAUAAACCUCUAAGAAUCAUGGACCAGGGAAAGAAAACAGUGCCGGGGAACAAGUUCUAUCUCCAAGUGUCAGGAUGUACCAACGGGGCUCAUCUGCCCUGGGUGGAAAGAUAUAAAGGUAUGAGCCAAACCCAGGUGUUUUCUCUGGAACAAUGUGACUACAUUCUGCUUUUCUGUCCCAUCGCGUCUCGAGUUGGAACAGACAUCGGCGAGGCACUGGACAAAAUCCCAGGGGGGAAACCAACGAUUCUGGUAGUGAUGCAUCACACCUACGACAAAGAUUAUUUUGUCCCUGAGAGCAGGAGAAUCGUGGAUCACCCGGAUGUCAUCAGCACCGUGGACACUUUGUUCCAUGAGAACCAAUUCCUGCACUGCACCCGCAAUGACAUCUCCUGGAUGGAAGUCAAGGGGCUUAUUGCAGUUUCCCCAGCACCGCUCUCCUCCUUCCAACAUAAGUGUGGCUACACGAACAAGGAAGUGAUGUCUGGGACCUCAGUGCCAGGGAACAACUUCUAUGUCUACUUGGCGGGAACAACCAAUGGUGCUCAUCAAGCCAUUGUGGACAAGCUGAAAGGCCUCGGUCACACUGAGAAGCAAAGGCAUGAAAUAAGUGACUACCUUGUUGUUUUCUGUCCCAUCAGUUCAAGAGUUACACCAGACAUCAACGCGGCACUGAGCAGCAUGCCAGGUAGUUAUCCAACAAUGCUGGUGGUGAUGCAUCACACCUUCAAUCCCGGCCAAGUUGUGAUUGACAGCAGUAGAGCGGUGAACAAGGCCAACGUCUUCCUCACCGUGGACUGUCUGUUCUACGACAGAAAACUCCUGAACUGUAACUGCAACGACGACGCGUGGGAUAAAAUCAAGAAGGCCCUCGGAGUUUCCUGUGGACAGGUCUCUUACUGGAAACAUUGGAUGUUUGGCUGGGUGUGGAGGUAUCGCAAGCCGAUCCUUAUUGGACUUUUUAUUUUUGUGACUUUAAAGAUCUGGGGGAAUAUGAGGGGGUGGGAAUAACUCCACACUCCACCAAAUGUUUAUCUGAAUCAGAAAUUAAAUCAGUGACUGGAUGUUAAAGAGGCAAGGUCAACUAUUAAACAAUCCCAAACUUUGAAAA